Molecule: messenger RNA, 1816 nt
Organism: Strongylocentrotus purpuratus (purple sea urchin)
Lineage: Eukaryota; Metazoa; Echinodermata; Echinoidea; Camarodonta; Strongylocentrotidae
Product: probable E3 ubiquitin-protein ligase HERC3
Exons: 8
Coding region: 243-1529 (428 amino acids)
Biological process (GO): protein polyubiquitination
Molecular function (GO): ubiquitin protein ligase activity
Source: RefSeq, a predicted model, not a curated record
UAUUUUGCAAACGAAAUGUUGUGUCACGUAUAAAUACCAAGUUUUGUGGUCAGCUUUAGCAUGUUUAGUAAUGUUUUGAUGUUGCGUUGAACCUUGUGGUUUAUAGAAUGAGAAAGUGAUUUGCAUUUUAAUCAUAUACAUUUUUGUAUAAUUAUAAAUAGGCCUUCACUUGGCUUGACGUACCUUUUCUGCUCAAUGUCAGAACAAAAUGGAAGUUCGUUUCUCUUGAAGCUGUUCUGAUCAUGGAGCGAGACAUGAUGAAGGCAGACCGCGAGAACACCAUCAGGCGACGGAUUAACAAGACGAUAUAUGCAAAGUGGUACCCUAAAGCUCGGUUACCCAUCAUUCCAACAUGUCUUCAGUUCCAUGUGGAGCGACACAAUAUCGUGCAGUCGGCGAUAAAAAAUGUCGAGAAAUACUGGGGAUAUUCGGAUUCAGACUCCAUCUGGCUCAAACCGUUGGAAGUAAACUUCGAAGGGGAAUCUGCGGUAGAUUUUGGGGGCCCCAGUAAGGACUUCUUUCAUCGCCUGUUCUCCGCCUUGUUGGACCCAGAGAUUCACAUAUUUCGGAAGAUUGAUGACCAGGCUGUCUCCUCAGACGUGUGGUUUAACCCGGAGUAUCUGGAUUAUAGCACCUUGGAGAAGAUCGGUCUCCUCUUUGCCCUCUUAAUCUUCAAUGGAGCUGUUACUACCGUACCUUUCCCUGAGCAGCUUUACGAGAAGCUGCUUUCAAACAGAGACCCUGAAGCGUCUGAUCUGGAGAAAAUAGACCAAGAGUUUGUCAAACAACUCUUUAAGCUUCGUGAAAUGGGGGCGGAGGACGUGGAAGCCCUGGAUUUAGACUUCGAAGAACUCCGGCCAGGAGACGAGAAUGUCCCCGUCACGAAGGAAAAUUUGGAACUGUACAUCAAGGAGAUGAUGACCAAGCGGUUAGCCAUUCCUCAGCUUGCAGCCUUUACCAAAGGAUUCAACCGAAUAGCCUCCAUGACACCUCUCAUGAAAGAUAUCUUCAAAGCAGAAGAUCUGAGAGACGUCAUCUUGGGUGAGGAAUUGGACUGGAACGCUUUCAAAUUGAGUGCCGUGUACCAAUUUCCCUACUCCGAGGACCACCCGGUCAUCAAGAUGUUCUGGAAAGUGUUUGAUGAAUUCGAGGAAAAUGACAAGAGACAAUUCCUCAAGUUCCUGACAGGUGCUGACCAUGUUCCUGUUGGUGGCUUUGUUCGCUUCCCUGUGAGACGAUUGAACAACAUGGCUGACAAAUACCGUGAUCCUGUAGUGCCGAACAAGUUCCCCGAACCCGGCACUCUCAUGCCAGAGGUGAUGACCUGCAGAGGAUUUCUGUCCUUGGAUAUACCAGAGUACCAGACCAAAGAGGACUUACGAUUUCGGCUCAAGAUGGCCAUUCAGACCAGCGGGUUCCACAGGGAGGCACCUCAUCGUUCCUCUGCAACGGCGCCUUGUUCCGAAUCACCAAUGUUGCGGCAGGUCGUACAGGCUGGCGUGCAGCUUCUGUUGGGUGGAAGACGCUAGUCCUAGGUGCUGGAUUUGUGCGGACCCUCAGUUUAUUGUGCACGCACACAGUCGUAGAGGCAGUAUCCUCUGGAUCCGUAGUCAAGAACUUCUUGGCAGCCAAUUCGACGAUUAUUUCUAAGUUCUGGAAGAACAGAUGCCCUCUAUACAACUAAUGUUGAUCCAGAAAGAGACAGUGACAGGCUCCCCACCCUAUACAGAUUCCGAGAUUAUAAUGUAAUAAGUGGCCGUUUACACAAAAUUGUACAUCGUUGUACAUAUAAUAUAUGUGUGUGCAUGUGUGCGUG